Messenger RNA from Penicillium alfredii, 1854 nucleotides. RefSeq lists its product as uncharacterized. Bases 1 to 1854 code for a protein of 617 amino acids. The transcript has a single exon. NCBI's taxonomy places the organism in Eukaryota, Fungi, Ascomycota, Eurotiomycetes, Eurotiales, Aspergillaceae. The record is from RefSeq and is a predicted model, not a curated record.
AUGCCUCAGCCAGAAAAGGCCCAUCGCAACAACUCGGCAAACCCCUAUGAACCGGCGGAUCAGAGACCCCCAACAUCAAUACCUGCUGGCACAGAUUCGCUCGAUGACCAGGGUGCAUUUGGAUCGACAAACAGUGAGGUAUCAUCCACUCGGCCCCGAAGAUUCCUGGCCGAGCCAAUCGAGACUUCAUCACGAAGCAAGACCCGCCAGGAAGCCACCGGCAUAGCUGCAGACCGUGAACAAGAUCCUGGUGACGUCUCCAAGAAACCAGCCAGGAGAUUCUUGCCGGAGCCAAUUGAAACAACCAAUACUAAUCAUAAAAGAGCCGGUCCAGCUUUACACGAAAAGGCCACUGAGUCUCCUAGUGCCGCGCUAGCAGGCUCAAGAAGAUUCAAACCCGACCUCAUUGAAACCGAAACUCGCUCAGUCAGAAACAAGGAAUGGGUUCAGCCAACCGGCCGCCAGAAUCCAUCAACAUGUCUGGUAGAUCACACGAACCCCGCACCGGGCAUGGGCAGUUUAGCAUCCCGACCAGAUCCCAAUAAUACUCCAACUCUGCUCCCCGAAUCGAGGUUUUCAUACUCCAAUCUCCUGCGUCGGCAAGAGGCUCGCAGGCAGUCAUUUCGGGUUCCGGAUCUCCCGCCAAUUCCUUCCAACAGCAGCCAAGAAUCGGAUGAUGCAGGGUCAGUAUCGAUGCUGGCCUCGCCACCCCGGUCUCCUGCUCAACCUCUAGCAGACCAGGAUGUUGGGAGACCACUUCGUGAAAGCUGCGACGGGGACUUCUCGGAAUACUUACUUUCGCUUGCUGCCCGCUCAGCGCAACAGCAGCUGAAGGAGCAAGCCCUGGCAGCCUUCCCCAACGAGCAAGUCUAUCAACCUGUCGAUCAUUUCGCCAUCGAUGAAGAAGAUAGCCCCAGAAAUAACUAUCAUAUCAAGUCUCGGAGGCAGUCUUCUGCAGAUCUUUCCUGGGAGCUCGAAUAUAUGCGCCAGCAUAAAGAGGAGGCGGAAAUGAGGCUGAGGGCCAUGGUUGUAUCCGGGAAUCCAGGGUUCACGCCCAAUCAAGUGAUUGAUGUCCAUGGCAAUGUUCUGCCUCGCAAUCAGUCCGCGCAAAAGAAGAAUGGCGCAAGUCCACCGAUGCUCGGAGACGACAUCGUUUUCCCCUUCAGCCUGUCUCCGACCGGGACAAUAUGUGACCACGCCCAUGGAGAGAGCGGUUCUCAAACUGCUCGGGCAGGGCUUGAUAUGUCGUCUUGCACCGACUGUGGAAGCUUAUGGUAUGCAGCGCCUCGUCCAGAACGUGGGCGCGGGGCGGGUCUUUGGAUGGGGACAUGCCGCAAAGAUGAAGACCGUGGACGACAUGUUGCCCAAGCACCGCCUGGAAUCAUGACCCCGACAACUCGGCAUCCAGUCGAGAAGAAUUUGACUCUCGGCUUGUCUUGCUCUAAUGCUCAAUUGAAUCGAUUCACAACUUUACCGGACAACAUAGGGUCUCGGCAGUCUGCAAUUUCUCGACUCGAGAAAACAAUCGCCGAUGAACUUCACGACGGUUUUGUCACCCAGAUCUACAAUUACCUCUCCUUAGGCUAUCCAUGCCUUGCACGAUAUUAUGAUUACGAGCUCAGCAGAAUCUCAGGCAUUCCGAUUGAGGAUCUUCGACGGGAUGACUUGUACGCAGAUGCGAAAGGCUAUGUCGUUGCUCCCGGGACUGAGGACCUUACCGGGGCCUGUGCCCGAUGGAGGGCCCUGCGUUUAUAUAUACAUGAAUGGGGACGACAACAACCCAGCAUGGCGGGAGAUGAACCCAAUCUUGAAACGUGGGGGGUGCCUGAACGGAGAGGGAGCUGGGCAGGCUGA